Messenger RNA from Dermacentor albipictus, 1703 nucleotides. Its product is annotated as very long chain fatty acid elongase AAEL008004-like. Gene Ontology annotation, cellular component: endoplasmic reticulum membrane. Gene Ontology annotation, molecular function: fatty acid elongase activity. Gene Ontology annotation, biological process: sphingolipid biosynthetic process; fatty acid elongation, polyunsaturated fatty acid; fatty acid elongation, saturated fatty acid. NCBI's taxonomy places the organism in Eukaryota, Metazoa, Arthropoda, Arachnida, Ixodida, Ixodidae. The record is from RefSeq and is a predicted model, not a curated record.
CAAACUUUGUUUAUAUAUUCCGAAAAAAAGAAAAUGAAAACUACUGGCUGGCGGUCCUUUAAGUUGCAGCAAAGCGCCGUGAAUGGAGAGAAGGCACCGGUGCGCCGCGAGUUCGCAGCACGAUUAACGGGCGCGCAGUGCCGUGCUGUCUCACGCGCCGCCAGCCCGCUCGGUCAACGGUGGCUCCGGGCAACAACCUCCGGCCGUUGCGUCACUGGGGAGCACGGCUAGCGGUCGUUACCGCGCCGCCGGAUUGAGUCUUUUCUUUUCCGCGUACCUGCUUGAGUGUCCGCUUCCCUCUCCCGUGGCGACAUUAAGAAACGGCGCGAGGAGGACAAGCGUGCCUGGCGCAUCUCGGUCCGUACGCGGCCGCGCCGAACACAAAGGAAGAAAAGAGAGAAGGCGAGGGAGGGGGAGGGAUGAGAAAGACAGCGCGUACGUAAUUCGCGUAGUUCCCCAAUAUCGCGUGUCGUGUUUGGAUAGCAUCGAUGCGCGUUAGGAUGAAGCUCUCAUGUGUAAUUUAAGAAAGCGUGGUCAGAGCUGUCCAGACGAACGAGGGCUCCCAAGGCACGCGUGGUGGGAGAUAAUACCUCGUUCGCGCCCUUUCCAGCCAAGCUCGCCCUCACCCGGCAUCUCCACGGGCGCCUCGCCUUGGCCCGGCCGAAAAGAAAACAGGUAGGAGUGUGAGGGUGAGACAGACAGACAGAUAGACAGAGGAAGGGCACUGGGGCUCCCUUGCGAAUCAAGGUCACAGUCUUCCUGGGCAGCGGAGGGUCCAGUUCGGUCGCAGAACGGGCUCACGAACGCCGAAGACGCGAUGGAGAACUCGGGCACAGCGGCCGUCGCCUUGGAUUCGACGGUGGCGACAGUGUUCCUGCGGCGGGACCCCCGCACGGAGGGCUGGGCCCUGGUGGGCAACAAGCAGUUCAUCGUGGGCCUGCUCUGCGCCUACGUCUACGUCGUCAAGGUGGCCGGGCCCCGCUUCAUGCAGGGCCGCAAGCCGUACGAGAACCUCAAGCCGGUGAUUAUGAUCUACAAUGCCGCCAUGGUGGUGCUCAACUGGUACUUUAUGGUGGCCUACCUGACGAGGAGCUACUUGGGCGGCGGCUACAGCUUCGUGUGCCAGGGCAUCGACUACGACGCGCGCGACGAGAUGACCAUGAGCUUCCUCGCGCACUGCUGGUGGUACGAGUGGGUGAGGGUCGCGGACUUUCUGGACACGGCGUUCUUCGUGCUGCGCAAAAAGGACUCACACAUUUCCGUGCUGCACGUUGUCCACCACGUCUUGGUGGUCUUCAACGGCUGGUACGGGCUCGCGUACGGAGCCGACGGGCACAUCGCCUUGACCCUGAUCUUCAACAGCUUCGUGCACGUGGUGAUGUACUCGUACUACUUCCUCUCCUUGCUGGGUCCCGCGGUCCGCAAGCACCUCUGGUGGAAGAGGUACCUCACCCAGCUGCAGCUGUUCCAGUUCGCUGUGCUGAUCGCGCACGGGUUGGUGCCGCUGUUCUUUGAGUGCGGAUACCCACUGGCGCACGUGUACAUCGGCCUGCCCCAGGGACUCUUCUUUCUCUUCAUGUUUCUCAACUUUUACUUGAAGAACUACAACGACAGGAAAAAAAUGGCAGCGUCACAUAACGCCUCGACGACCAAGGUUCAAUGAAUUCACUCUCAGAUAAAAAAAAAACGACCUUUUUUGUUUC